UCGGUGGUGUUCCUGUGCCAUCUGUUUUCCGAAAGGAGUUCUGUAAAAAAGGAUCUUUCCUGCAUACCAGAAACGGCAUCACAGCGUACAUCUGCGCUACCGCAGACGGGAGAGGAGGAGGAGAGCGUUGAUAUUUCGGGGCUUGCGGCUUUUGCAUGUAUUCAAAGGUUCCGUCUACCAAGGCUGCGACCUCAGAAUAGCGACCUCGUCGCCGCUGACAGCGUGGUGACGGAUCUACCCAUCGGGCAGCAAGAUCGGGGUAACAACACGAGAGGAGGCGGAAAGGCGAGCCAUCACUUCUUCGCUCUGACCAAACCGCCGGAACUGAGCAGACUUGGGCACCCGUCUCCGUGUGCGCGGGGAAAACGGUAUCAGCUCUGGGGUAUUCAUUCCACGGGUUGGAACACACGUUUGACUCGGGAGGUGUCGAAAGGAGUGAUACAAACUGUUUAUAAUAAACGUAGCAGGUUGCUAAGAUUAUUUAUUUUUCCAAGAGAAAACAGCUUGCCUGGAAGGAUUUGGGGAUAUUUUACAGUCGCGAUAGACUGCUCUUCGGGAACCAAAUCCAGGUGGUGUGUUGAGCCCAAGCACAGCCCAGUGCUGGAUCCCAGAGGGACUGCCAGUGUGGUUAGGACCCUUGAGACCCAGGAGGGUGGAUGGAGCGAUCACGGACGGGGAAUCCGGGGACAUCCGCCUGCCUCUGGUUGGGGCUGGUGUCUGUGGCAGUAGCCUUCCUGUGCACGGAGGCCCGGACCACUCCGAGCCCAGCGGUGGCCGAGCACAAUGCCACCUGCAAGGGAAACUCAAAGUGCAACCCUGGGAUCAUCCUGCCCAUCUGGUACCCAGAGGACCCCUCCAUGGGGGACAAGAUUGCGCGGGUCAUCGUCUACUUUGUGGCCAUGAUCUACAUGUUCCUCGGCGUGUCUAUCAUCGCCGACCGCUUCAUGGCGGCCAUUGAGGUCAUCACCUCCCAGGAGAAGGAGAUUGUCAUCAAGAGGCCCAACGGGGAGACGACCACCACAACCAUCCGGGUGUGGAACGAGACGGUAUCCAACCUCACCCUGAUGGCCCUGGGCUCCUCCGCCCCCGAGAUCAUGCUCUCCGUCAUCGAGGUGUGCGGACACGGCUUCGAGGCCGGCCAGCUGGGCCCCGCCACCAUCGUGGGAAGCGCCGCCUUCAACAUGUUUGUCAUCAUCGGCCUGUGUGUGUCCGUCAUCCCCGACGGGGAGACGCGCAAGAUCAAGCACCUGCGGGUGUUCUUCGUCACGGCGGGCUGGAGCAUCUUCGCCUACAUCUGGCUCUACAUGAUCCUGGCCGUGUUCUCGCCCAACGUGGUGCAGAUCUGGGAGGGCCUGGUGACGCUCUCCUUCUUCCCCAUCUGCGUGGUCCUGGCCUGGGUGGCCGACCGCCGGCUGCUGUUCUACAAGUUCAUGCGCAAGAAGUACCGCGCCGACAAGCACAGAGGCGUCAUCAUCGAGACCGAGGGCGACCGCUCCAAGGGCAUCGAGAUGGACGGCAAGAUGGCCAACUCGCAUUUCGCCGACGGCGGCGCCACCAGCAACCUGAUGGGCCUGAUCGAGGGCAAGGAGGUGGACGAGUCCCGCCGCGACAUGAUCCGCAUCCUCAAGGACCUGAAGCAGAAGCACCCGGAGAAGGAGCUGGACCAGCUGGUGGAGAUGGCCAACUACUACGCCCUGUCCCACCAGCAGAAGAGCCGCGCCUUCUACCGCAUCCAGGCCACGCGCAUGAUGACGGGCGCCGGCAACAUCCUGAAGAAGCACGUGGCGGAGCAGGCCAAGAGGAGUGCCAGCGUCCAGGAGGUCCACGUGGAGGAGCCCGAGGAGUACGUGUCCCGCAUCGCCUUCGACCCCGCCGUCUACCAGUGCCUGGAGAACUGUGGGGCCGCCCUGCUGACCCUGGUCAGGAAGGGCGGGGACAUCUCCAAGACCAUCUACGUGGACUACAAGACGGAGGACGGCUCGGCCAACGCGGGGGCCGACUACGAGUUCACCGAGGGCACGGUGGUGUUCAAAGCGGGCGAGGUGGUGAAGGACAUCAGCGUCGGCAUCAUCGACGACGACAUCUUCGAGGAGGACGAGCACUUCUUCGUGCGCCUCAGCAACGUGCGCGUCCUGGAGGCCGAGGACGAGCUGUUGUCCCCCAACAGCCUCCCGUACCCCCGGGCCAUGCUGGGGUGUUUCCCCGUGGCCACCGUCACCAUCCUGGACGACGACCAUGCCGGCAUCUUCACCUUCGAGAGCGACUCGGCGCACGUGAGCGAGAGCGUGGGCGUCAUGGAGGUGAAGGUGCUGAGGACUUCCGGGGCGCGUGGGACCGUCAUCGUGCCCUUUCGCUCGGUGGAAGGACUGGCCAAGGGAGGAGGGGAGGACUUUGAAGACAUCUACGGAGAGCUGGAGUUCAAAAACGAUGAAACCUGGUAA
This is a messenger RNA of Hypomesus transpacificus, 2441 nucleotides long. RefSeq names its product solute carrier family 8 member 3 (gene slc8a3). Gene Ontology annotation, biological process: sodium ion transmembrane transport; calcium ion import across plasma membrane; cell communication. Gene Ontology annotation, cellular component: axon; sarcolemma; postsynapse. NCBI's taxonomy places the organism in Eukaryota, Metazoa, Chordata, Actinopteri, Osmeriformes, Osmeridae. Bases 657 to 2441 code for a protein of 594 amino acids. The transcript is spliced from 2 exons. Gene Ontology annotation, molecular function: calcium:sodium antiporter activity. The record is from RefSeq and is a predicted model, not a curated record.